Molecule: messenger RNA, 1524 nt
Organism: Octopus bimaculoides (California two-spot octopus)
Lineage: Eukaryota; Metazoa; Mollusca; Cephalopoda; Octopoda; Octopodidae
Cellular component (GO): extracellular region
Molecular function (GO): chitin binding
Source: RefSeq, a predicted model, not a curated record
GCACAACAGUAAUGUAUGUAUAUAAAUCAAGUUAUAAUUUAUAAUUUCUUUCCCAUAAUUGAUGUCGUCUCUUUUGUAGCUGUCUUAGUUUCGAACGGUACAGACCUACCAAAUAACCCCAUUCCCAAAACUAACAAGACAAAAGAACAAGUCGUGGAUGUCACCAACACUACCCAGUCCACCUCGGGUACAAUAAUCAAGGUCAGUGUCCAGUGUGGUGUGGUCGUUGUGCUUGGUGCCUAUAACAACAGUCAGCCUAGUCUAGCCAGCUACCACUACAUUGCCAGUGCAACUGACAUGAAGCCGGGUAAAUUAUACCUGGUUAAACAAGCAUCCCCCUCUACGUUCUUCCUGACGAUAAUUUCCAAGAAACGAUUUGAUCUCCAGACCUCCGCUUGUAACAAUCCUUGUUAUAACGUCAGUCUCAACGCAACAGAUCCCUCUAUAAAAGUGACCUGCCGUCAAAAUAACAAAGAAAUACUAUGUAGCACCGAGGAUCUCAAAAACGUACUCGACAAAAAUAUAAAAUAUCCGUGCACGAAGGAAAAUCGCCAAAAGGGGCUAUAUAUUUUCCCCUAUCCUAAUCAACCUGAAAAGUACCUUCAAUGUGACUCAGCAGGGAAGCUGACCAUCGUCUUGUGUCCUAAAAAUCAAAGCUUUGAUGCAACCUCGAAGACAUGUAAACUCAGUCCGGUGACUCUGCCCCUACCAGGCAUCGCUUUGAGGAAAAAUCCUUGCAUCAUAUUCUAUCCGAUAUACUAUCGACCUCAUCCAGAGGAUCUUUCGAAAUUCAUACAAUGUAGAAGGGGUAAGAGUCUUGAGGUAACUUGUCCAGCAACACUAUACUGGCAUCCAGGAAUUUGGGGAUGCGUCUUUAAUCCAUUCAGUAACGUGUGUGGUGCUAACACUAAAGGCAUGCUUCAACCGCAUCCAUUCAGUAAUUCCUAUUUUAUAGCGUGUGGCAAAUGCAAAGAUUAUCAAAUAAGGAAAUGCAAAACUAACAAAAACUGGAAUUCAACCUUGAGCGAUUGUGUUUAAACUUCACCGUUUUGAAUGAAAAUGGAAUUUCUUAAAUCACUUUUGAUAGAAUUUUAAUGAAUAAAUGAUUUGCUGCACUUUCUUCUCAAAGAUAAGUAUUUGGAGGACUAAACUAGCACACACACAAACAUACCUGCACACAUGGACGUACACACAUACACAGAGACAUAUACGCACGCAUAUACAUACACACACACACAUGUACAUACACUUACAUAUCAGAAGCAAAGAUUAUUGUUUCUUUCUGUUUUUCUUUUACAGUCCAACACAAAUCCCUCUAAUUAGUUAAUUAAGCAAUAAAGAUUUUAUACACUAUUGUCAAUUAUAGUUAAUUAAGCAAUAAAGAUUUUAUACACUGUUGUCAAUUGAUCGCUAAUUAACCCCUUCCUAACUACAACUACGCUUAUUUAAUAAUUAUAUUUUUUAAAAUGAUUUUAUGUAAUUUUAGUUAAUUUUUGUUGCAAUAAAAUAAAAAAUUAAAUUCUU